AUGGCAGGAAGAUGUGGCACUAGACCAUGUGAAUCAACACAAAAGUGCGUUGGCACCGUAGAUAUCUAUACGUGUAUAGACACUGACUUAGAGCAAGUUCUGGGAGUGCCAAAUGGUGGGGAUUUGGGCUGGUGGAUGGGUGGGGAAGAGUGCGACGAAGGAACAUUCGCUAUGGGAUACGAAAUGAAAAUUGAAGCAAAUCUGGGACAGGGUGACGACACAGCUCUGAAUGGAAUAAAGCUCAUAUGCAAAUCACUGGAUGGUACAUUAUCUAACACAAUAACAUCCGCUACUGCACCCUGGGGAGACUGGACGGGUGAAACAUACUGCACUGGCUCCCAUGGCCCCUCAUUUUUGACUUCCUUCGGUCUUCAAGUCGAUCCCUGGACUGGUGACGGAGAAGACGACACUGCUGCUAACUUCAUCAAAUUCAAAUGCCGCGACAUUGCUGGUAUACAUGAAGCCUACGAACUCUCAAAAGAUCCCGGUAUCGGAGAUCUUUGA
This is a messenger RNA of Mercenaria mercenaria, 504 nucleotides long. Its product is annotated as vitelline membrane outer layer protein 1 homolog. The record is from RefSeq and is a predicted model, not a curated record. NCBI's taxonomy places the organism in Eukaryota, Metazoa, Mollusca, Bivalvia, Venerida, Veneridae. Bases 1 to 504 code for a protein of 167 amino acids. The transcript is spliced from 4 exons.